GUUUCUUCAUUAAUUGCUUUGAAUUCUUGGGUCCUUGAUCUGAUGCUUCUUUUUCUUCUGGGUUGACUCAGUGCAUCACUGCAUUCCACAGUUUUGUGAAGGCAAGAAGAUACAUGGGUGAGACUCUCCGGACUGUUUUCUGUGGAAGCUCCGGUUGUUGGAGUAAAAUUGGAAAGAUAUGCAGUUCUGGGUUCCUAGCCAUCAUCUGUCCAUGUUCAUGUCUCAAUCAUAUUUUGGUCAUUUCUGUUGACAUCAUCCUCUUGUUCUUCUUAUUAUUGAUCCUCAUAUAUAAAACAUCAGCUACGAAGAUCUUAUCCCCUCAACAGUCUCUAACCUUUUCCACAAUGCUAAAUUAUGCGGCCUUUCUUAAUGGUAGUUUGGGGUUGGUUUAUCUGGGUUUGGGGUUCUGGAUUGUGGGAGAGAAGCUGAUUGAAGAGAACACCAUUCUACCUUUGCAUGGUUGGUUAGUGGUUUUAUUACAAGGCUUCACCUGGUUUUUUCUGGGUUUAGCUGUGAGGUUUAAAAGGCAUCAACUUCCACAUAUUGCAGGGCUGAGGCUCUGUUCAGUACUUGCAUUCUUUAUUGCAGGUUUUCACUGCGUUACAUCUUUCUGGGAAGCUAUUGUGGGUGAUGCCGUAUCAUUCAAGAUGAUUUUAGAUGUCAUGUCUUUUCCCGGAGCGAUUCUAUUGAUGUUCAGCACUUUUUCGGGACCAAAAUAUGCAGGAGCUGAUUCAGAAAUUGAUGGUGCUGCCUUCUACGCACCUUUGCCUGGUGAAGGAGGCAGUGGUGGUGAUAAAAUAUAUUCAGAUGCCAGCUUACCUCCUUUCGAGAAGGCGGGGCUUAUUAGUAGACUGUCAUUUUGGUGGUUGAAUUCGUUGAUGAAGAAGGGUAAGGAGAAAACUCUUGAGGACAAAGACAUUCCACAACUAAGAAGGGAAGAUCGAGCGGAAAUGUGUUACUUAAUGUUCAUAGAACAGCAGAACAAGCAGAAAAAGAAGCAGUCACUUGACUCUCCUUCCAUUUUGUCGACUAUAUUGUUGUGGCAGUGGAAACAGAUUUUGAUUUCUGGCUUCUUUGCAUUGAUGAAGGUGCUAACACUUUCUAUUGGGCCUCUGUUUCUUAGAGCCUUCAUCCUGGUUGCUGAAGGCAAAGAAGCUUUUAAGUAUGAAGGUUUCGCACUGACAGGAGGGCUCUUCAUUACUAAAUGCUUAGAAUCGUUAUCAGAGAGGCAAUGGUUCUUUCGAACUAGAUUGAUUGGGCUCCAAGUGAGAUCGUUUCUAUCUGCAGCCAUCUAUCAGAAGCAGCUUAAACUCUCGAACCCUGCAAAGGGGUUGUAUUCCCCUGCUCAGAUCGUGAGCUUUGUUACUAUUGAUGCUUACAAAAUAGGUGAAUACCCGUAUUGGUUUCACCAGAUAUGGUCAACGAGCCUCCAGUUGUGUCUGGCAUUGCUUAUUAUUUAUUAUUCGGUGGGGCUUGCAACUAUAGCAGCUCUGUUUGUAGUAAUAUUGACAGUAGUUGUAAACUCUCCUGUGGGAAGGUUACAACAUAAGUACCAGAAAAUGCUCAUGGGAACACAGGACAAGAGGCUGAAGGCUUUCACAGAGGCACUUACAAACAUGAAAAUUCUGAAGCUGUAUGCUUGGGAGACUCAUUUCAAGAAUGUCAUAGAACGGUUAAGGAAAGAGGAAUUCAAGUGGUUAUUGUCAGUUUUGUCACAGAAAGGGUACAUUGUGAUUCUGUUUUGGUCAUCUCCCAUUGUAGUAUCAGCUGUUACUUAUUGGGCAUGCUACUUUCUUGGAACUACUCUCUCUGCUAGCAAUGUUUUCGCAUUUAUGGCAAGUUUAAGCAUUGCCCAGGAGUCAAUUAGGUUAAUCCCUGAUGUCAUUUCAGCAUUCAUUGAGGCCAAGAUUUCGUUAGAUCGGAUCACAAAGUUUCUUGAUGCACCAGAGCUGCAGAAUAAACAUGUAAGGAAGAUGGGUGAUGGGAAGCAGCUCGAGGAAUCCAUUUUUAUCAAGAGCAACAGAAUUUCAUGGGAGGAUAACUCUGCAAGGGCUACGCUAAGGAACAUAAAUUUGGUGGUUGUUAAGCCUGGGGAAAAGGUAGCUAUUUGUGGAGAGGUUGGCUCAGGUAAAUCAACACUAUUAGCUGCUCUUCUUGGAGAAGUUCCACACGUUGAUGGCAUAGUUCGAGUCUAUGGAAAGAUUGCUUACGUCUCCCAGACAGCAUGGAUUCCAACAGGGACCAUACAAGAAAAUAUUUUGUUUGGGUCUGCUAUGGAUCCUUACAGAUACAGAGAGGCUAUUGAGAAGUGUGCCCUAGUGAAGGACCUUGAGAUGCUUCCAUUCGGUGAUCUCACUGAAAUAGGAGAAAGAGGUGUUAAUCUGAGUGGUGGACAGAAACAGCGGGUUCAACUGGCACGUGCAUUAUAUCAGGAUGCAGAUGUGUAUCUCCUGGAUGAUCCAUUUAGUGCGGUUGAUGCCCAUACUGCAACCAAUCUAUUUAAUGAAUAUGUCAUGGGAGCUCUAUCAAUGAAGACGGUCAUACUUGUGACCCACCAAGUGGACUUCCUCCCUGCAUUCGAUUUGGUUUUGUUAAUGUCCGAAGGGGAGAUCCUGCAAGCUGCUACCUAUGACCAGCUGAUGCACUCUAGUCAAGAGUUCCAGGACCUUGUCAAUGCACACAAUGCCAUGGUUGGUUCUGAGAGGCAACCUGAGCACGAUUCUACCCAGAAAUCUAAAAUUCGGAAGGGAGAGAUACAGAAGAUUUACACUGAAAAACAGUUAAGAGAAACAUCCGGAGAACAGUUAAUUAAGAAAGAAGAAAGAGAAAUGGGAGACACUGGUCUGAAGCCUUACCUACAAUACUUGCAAUACAGCAAGGGAUUCUUGUACUUCUUUUUGUCAACUCUAUCUCAUGUCAUAUUCGUUGUUGGGCAGUUGGUGCAAAACUAUUGGUUGGCUGCAAAUGUCCAGAAUUUUAGUGUUAGCCAAUUGAAACUGAUUGCAGUAUACACAGGGAUCGGAUUAAGUUUGUCAUUCUUUUCGUCGCUCCGGUCUUUUUUCGUUGUUCUUUUAGGCCUUGGGGCAUCGCAGUCUAUUUUUUCUACACUGCUGAGCUCUUUUUUUCGAGCACCAAUGUCCUUUUAUGACUCAACACCUCUGGGAAGGAUACUCAGUCGGGUAUCUUCUGAUUUGAGUGUGGUUGACCUUGAUGUGGCCUUCAAAUUUAGUUUUGCUGUUGGGGCAGCUAUUAAUACUUAUGCCAGUUUUGGAGUGUUGGCUAUUCUUGCCUGGGAACUUGUGUUUGUCAUUUUACCAACAAUUUAUCUUAGUAUACUCAUCCAGAGGUACUACCUUGCUACUGGAAAAGAGUUGAUGCGAAUCAAUGGCACAACUAAGUCUUUCGUUGCAAGCCAUCUUGCUGAGUCCAUUGCUGGUGCUAUGACAAUUAGAGCUUUCGGUGAGGAAGAUAGACACUUUUCAAAGAAUCUGGACUUCAUUGACACAAAUGCAAGUCCAUUCUUCUAUAGUUUCGCAGCAAAUGAGUGGUUGAUCCAACGCCUUGAAAUACUAUGUGCAAUCGUUCUCUCAUCUUCAGCCCUUGCCCUAACUUCUCUUCAUACGAGUGCUUCUAAAUCUGGAUUUAUUGGAAUGGCAUUAUCAUAUGGUCUUUCAAUGAAUGUAUUCCUUGUGUUUUCUGUCCAAAACCAGUGCCAGUUAGCAAAUAUGAUUGUUUCGGUUGAAAGAUUAGAACAGUACACGAAUAUUCCUAGCGAAGCCCCUGAAGUCAUAGAGAGUAAUCGACCACCAGUCAGUUGGCCUGCUAUUGGUGAAGUGGAAAUUUAUGAUUUGAAGGUCAGGUAUCGGCUCAAUGCUCCUCUAGUUCUUCAAGGAAUUACUUGCAAAUUUGGAGGAGGACAGAAAAUUGGGAUCGUUGGCCGGACUGGUAGUGGAAAGACAACUCUUAUCAGUGCUUUGUUUCGCUUGGUAGAGCCUACAGAGGGACAGAUAAUUAUAGAUGGCAUAAAUAUUUCCACAAUUGGGCUUCAUGAUCUAAGAUCACGUCUUGGGAUCAUUCCACAAGAACCAACUCUUUUUAGCGGGUCUAUAAGAUGCAAUCUUGACCCUUUAUCACUGCAUACUGAUGAAGAAAUAUGGGAGGCUCUGGGAAAAUGUCAACUUCGAGGGGCUGUUCAAGAGAAAGAAGAGGGCCUGGACUCUUUAGUUGUACUAGACGGAUCAAAUUGGAGCAUGGGCCAGCGACAAUUAUUCUGUUUGGGACGUGCUCUACUGAAGAGAAGUCGGAUACUAGUGCUUGAUGAAGCCACUGCAUCUAUAGACAAUGCAACAGACUCCAUUCUCCAGAAGACCAUAAGAACAGAAUUUGCAGACUGCACUGUAAUAACAGUAGCCCACAGAAUCCCAACCGUGAUGGACUGCACAAUGGUGCUUGCUAUCAGUGAUGGAAAAUUGGUAGAGUACGAUGAGCCGAUGAAGCUGAUAAAGGAGGAGGGAUCGCUGUUUGGGCAGCUUGUCAAGGAGUACUGGUCUCACUCUUCAAAUGGCAGUAACACCUCGGGAGAUUGGCUCCUUGAGAGAACAGACCUAGUGGGGUUGUUAGCGUAUUUGGUUACUGAGACUCAUGUGUUCACAUCGUCUUCUGCUUUCAUGUUUCAGUCAUCUCCAUUGGAUCCCAUUCUCCCUACUCGUUUUCUGCAAUUUCUCAUGUUCUAUGUCUAUGGUCAAUUCUCUUCAAUUCAGUUCAGUUGUUCUUGGAUUGUUUCUCCUGAUCGUAGCUACAGUUUUGUGAAGGCAAGAAGAUACAACAUGGGUGAGACUCUCUGGACUGUUUUCUGUGGAAGUUCCUGGUGUUGGAGUAAAAUUGGAAAGAUAUGCAGUUCUGGGUUCCUAGCCAUCAUGUGUCCAUGUUCAUGUCUCAACCAUAUUUUGGUCAUUUCUGUUGACAUCAUCCUCUUGCUCUACUUAUUAUUUAUCUUCAUAUAUAAAGCACCAACUAUGAAGAUCUUAUCCCUUCAACAGUCUAGAUGCUUUUCCACAAUGCUAAAUUCUGCUGUCUUUCUUAAUGGAAGUUUAGGGUUGGUUUAUCUGGGUUUGGGGUUCUGGAUUGUAGGAGAGAAGCUGACUAAAGAGAAUACCAUUCUACCACUGCAUGGGUGGCUAGUGGUUUUAUUACAAGGCUUCACCUGGUUUUUUCUGGGUUUAGCUGUGAGGUUUAAAAGGCAUCAACUUCUACAUAAUGCAGGGCUGAGGCUCUGUUCAGUACUUGUAUUCUCUAUUGCAGGUUUUACCUGUGUUACAUCUUUCUGGGAAGCUAUUGUGGGCGAUGCAGUAUCAGUUAAGGUGAUUUUAGAUGUUUUAUCUUUUCCUGGAGCGAUUCUAUUGAUGUUCUGCACUUUCUCCGAACCAAAAUAUGCAGGAACUGAUUCAGGAUUUGAUGGUGCUGCCUUCUAUACACCUUUGCCAGGCGAAGGAGGCAGUGGUGGUGAUAAAAUCAAUACAGAUGCAAGCUUGCCUCCUUUUGAGAAAGCUGGGCUUAUUAGUAGACUGUCAUUUUGGUGGUUGAAUUCGUUGAUGAAGAAAGGUAAGCAGAAAACUCUCGAGGACAAAGACAUUCCACAGCUAAGAAGUGAAGAUCGAGCAGAAAUGUGUUACUUAAUGUUCAUGGAACAGCAGAACAAGCAGAAAAAACAGUCAUCUGACUCCCCUUCCAUUUUGUCGACUAUAUUGUUGUGGCAACGGAAACAGAUUUUGAUUUCUGGCUUCUUUGCAUUGAUGAAGGUGCUAACACUUUCUACUGGCCCUCUGUUUCUUAGAGCCUUCAUCCUGGUUGCUGAAGGCAAAGAAGCUUUUAAGUACGAAGGUUAUGCACUGACAGGAGGGCUCUUUCUUACUAAAUGCUUAGAAUCGUUAUCAGAGAGGCAAUGGUUCUUUCGAACUAGAUUGAUCGGGCUCCAAGUGAGAUCGUUUCUAUCUGCAGCCAUCUAUCAGAAGCAGCUUAAGCUCUCAAAUGCUGCAAAGAGGUCAUAUUCCCCUGGUCAGAUCAUAAACUUUGUUACUAUUGAUGCUUACAACAUAGGUGAAUACCCGUACUGGUUUCACCAGAUCUGGUCAACAAGCCUCCAGUUGUGUCUGGCAUUGAUUAUUAUUUACUAUUCGGUGGGGCUUGCAACUAUAGCAGCUCUGUUUGUAGUAAUAUUGACAGUAGUUGCAAACUCUCCUAUGGGAAGGUUACAACAUAAGUACCAGAAAAUGCUCAUGGGAACACAGGACAAGAGGCUGAAGGCUUUUGCAGAGGCACUUACAAACAUGAAAAGUCUGAAGCUGUAUGCUUGGGAGACUCAUUUCAAGAAUGUCAUAGAACGGUUAAGGAAAGAGGAAUUCAAGUGGUUAGUGUCAGUUCUGUCACAGAAAGGGUAUAAUCUGAUUCUGUUUUGGUCAUCUCCCAUUGUAGUAUCAGCUGUUACUUUCUGGGCAUGCUACUUUCUUGGAACUACUCUCUCUGCUAGCAAUGUUUUCACAUUUAUGGCAAGUUUGUGCAUUGCCCAGGAGCCAAUUAGGUUAAUCCCUGAUGUCAUUUCAGCAUUCAUUGAGGCCAUGGUUUCGUUAGAUCGGAUUGCAAAGUUUCUUGAUGCACCAGAGCUGCAGAACAAACAUGUAAGGAAGAUGUGUGAUGGGAUGGAGCUCGCAGAAUCCGUUUUUAUCAAGAGCAACAGAAUUUCAUGGGAGGAUAACUCUACAAGGGCUACUCUACGAAACAUAAAUUUGGUGGUUAAGCCUGGGGAAAAGGUAGCUAUUUGUGGAGAGGUUGGCUCAGGUAAAUCAACACUAUUAGCUGCUAUUCUUGGAGAAGUUCCACACGUUAAUGGCAUAGUUCGAGUUUAUGGGAAGAUUGCUUACGUCUCUCAGACAGCAUGGAUUCCAACAGGGACAAUACAAGAAAAUAUUCUGUUUGGGUCUGCUAUGGAUCCUUACAGAUAUAGAGAGGCUAUUGAGAAGUGUGCCCUAGUGAAGGACCUUGAGAUGCUUCCAUUCGGUGAUCUCACUGAAAUAGGAGAAAGAGGUGUUAAUCUGAGUGGUGGACAGAAACAGCGGGUUCAACUUGCACGUGCUUUAUAUCGGGAUGCAGAUGUAUAUCUCCUGGAUGAUCCAUUUAGUGCGGUUGAUGCACAUACUGCAACCAAACUAUUUAAUGUAAGUACAGUUCUCCUUCGUCAGAAAUAAUGCUAUGCUUUCAGAGUGAACGCUAAUGCCAGUUGUGGCCAGGAAUAUGUCAUGGGAGCUCUAUCAAUGAAGACAGUCAUACUUGUGACCCACCAAGUGGACUUCCUCCCUGCAUUCGAUUCGGUUUUGUUAAUGUCCGAAGGGGAGAUCCUGCAAGCUGCUACCUUUGACCAGCUGAUGCACUCUAGUCAAGAGUUCCAGGACCUUGUCAAUGCACACAAUGCCACAGUUGGUUCUGAGAGGCAACCUGAGCAUGAUUCUACCCAGAAGUCUAAAAUUCCGAAGGGAGAGAUACAAAAGAUUGACAGCGAAAAACAGUUAAGAGAUUCAUUAGGAGAAAAGUUAAUUAAGAAAGAAGAAAGAGAAACGGGAGACACUGGUCUGAAGCCUUACCUACAAUACUUGAAAUAUAGCAAGGGAUUGUUCUACUUCUUUUUGGCAAAUCUAUCUCAUAUCAUAUUCAUUGUUGCGCAGUUGGUGCAAAACUAUUGGUUGGCUGCAAAUGUCCAGAAUCCUAGUGUUAGCCAAUUGAAACUGAUUGCAGUAUACACAGGGAUUGGAUUAAGCUUAUCAAUAUUUUUGUUGCUUCGAUCAUUUUUUGUUGUUCUUGUAGGCAUUGGGGCAUCGCAAUCUAUUUUUUCUACACUGCUGAGCUCCCUUUUUCGAGCACCAAUGUCCUUUUAUGACUCGACACCUCUGGGAAGGAUACUCAGUCGGGUAUCUUCUGAUUUGAGUGUGGUUGACCUUGAUAUGGCCUUCAAAUUUACUUUUGUUAUUGGGGCAGCUGUGACUACUUAUGCCAGUUUUGGAGUAUUGGCUAUUCUUGCCUGGGAACUUGUGUUUGUCAUUUUACCAACAAUUUAUCUUAGUAUACUCAUCCAGAGGUACUACUUUGCUGCUGGAAAAGAAUUGAUGCGAAUCAAUGGCACGACGAAGUCCUUUGUUGCAAGCCAUCUUGCUGAGUCCAUUGCUGGUGCUAUGACAAUUAGAGCUUUCGGGGAGGAAGAUAGACACUUUUCAAAGAAUUUGGACUUCAUUGACAUAAAUGCAAGUCCAUUCUUCUAUAGUUUCACAGCAAAUGAGUGGUUGAUCCAACGCCUUGAAAUACUAUGUGCAAUUGUUCUCUCAUCUUCAGCCCUUGCCCUAACUUUGCUUCAUUCGAGUUCUUCUAAAUCUGGAUUUAUUGGAAUGGCAUUAUCGUAUGGUCUUUCAGUGAAUGUAUUCUUCGUAUUUUCUGCCCAAAGCCAGUGCCUUUUAGCAAAUAUGAUUGUUUCUGUUGAAAGAUUAGAACAGUACAUGAAUAUUCCUAGCGAAGCCCCUGAAGUCAUAGGGAGUAAUCGACCGCCACCCAGUUGGCCUACUAUUGGUGAAGUGGAAAUUUAUGAUUUGAAGGUCAAGUAUCGGCCCAAUGCUCCUCUAGUUCUUCAAGGAAUCAGUUGCAAAUUUGGAGGAGGACAGAAAAUUGGGAUCGUUGGCCGGACUGGUAGUGGAAAGACAACUCUUAUCAGCGCUUUGUUUCGCUUGGUAGAGCCUACAGAGGGACAGAUAAUUAUAAAUGGCAUAAAUAUUUCUACAAUUGGGCUUCAUGAUCUCAGAUCACGUCUUGGGAUCAUUCCACAAGAACCAACUCUGUUUAGCGGGUCUAUAAGAUACAAUCUUGACCCUUUAUCGCUGUAUACUGAUGAGGAAAUAUGGGAGGUUCUGGGAAAAUGUCAACUUCGAGGGGCUGUUCAAGAGAAAGAAGAGGGCCUGGACUCCUUAGGUAUGAAACAUAAUACACACUGGUACCAUUCUGGAUUCAAAAACUCUUGCUAACAAUCUGUCUGCCCUACAGUUGUACAUGACGGAUCAAAUUGGAGCAUGGGCCAGCGACAAUUAUUCUGUUUGGGACGUGCCCUACUGAAGAGAAGUCGGAUACUAGUGCUUGAUGAAGCCACUGCAUCUAUAGACAAUGCAACAGACUCCAUUCUCCAGAAGACCAUAAGAACAGAAUUUGCAGACUGCACUGUAAUUACAGUAGCCCACAGAAUCCCAACCGUGAUGGACUGCACAAUGGUGCUUGCUAUCAGUGACGGAAAAUUAGUAGAGUAUGAUGUACCGACGAAGCUGAUAAAGAAGGAGGGAUCGCUGUUUGGGCAGCUUGUCAUGGAGUACUGGUCUCGAUCUUCAAAUGGCAGUAACGCCUCAGGAGAUUGGCUCUGAAACUUAACAGGUUUUGAAAGCUAAUGCUUCGCAAGCGGCUCUUUGGUCAGGUUGCUGCAUGAUGAGCUGGAUUGUUAUGGUUUUUUAGGUCCUGUGUUAUGGGAAGUCUCUUGUUUAAAGAGUAGUCAUGGACCAUAGCAUCUAUUGUCCAGUUGUUAUAGAGUAGUCACGGAAGCCCAAACGAUAUUGAGGUUAA
This is a messenger RNA of Vitis riparia (riverbank grape), 9639 nucleotides long. RefSeq lists its product as uncharacterized. Gene Ontology annotation, cellular component: plant-type vacuole; vacuolar membrane. The record is from RefSeq and is a predicted model, not a curated record. Lineage: Eukaryota; Viridiplantae; Streptophyta; Magnoliopsida; Vitales; Vitaceae. Gene Ontology annotation, molecular function: ABC-type transporter activity; ATP binding; ATP hydrolysis activity. Gene Ontology annotation, biological process: transmembrane transport.